Botrytis byssoidea is the source of this 228-nucleotide messenger RNA. RefSeq lists its product as uncharacterized. Lineage: Eukaryota; Fungi; Ascomycota; Leotiomycetes; Helotiales; Sclerotiniaceae. The coding region runs from base 1 to 228 and encodes 75 amino acids. The record is from RefSeq and is a predicted model, not a curated record. The transcript has 2 exons.
AUGGACGGAGAUGGAGAUGGAGAUGGAGAUGGAGGUGGAGUUGGAGUUGGAGUUGGAGAUGGAAUUGAAGAUGGAGAAGGUGAUGGAGAAGGUGAUGGAGUUGGAGAUGGAGCUGGAGAUGGAGAUGGAGAAGGAGAUGAGAAUGAAGAUGGAGAUGAAAAUGAAGAUAUACCUCAAUACCCUCACCAUUUCGCACAUCCUCCCACCUUGAUUAUUCCCAUCUCAUAG